AAUUUUUGAAGAGAUCGUUGUUGUACCUAGAGAAAAAGAGCAGGGAGCUAAGAGAAGUGAUUUGGGGGAGCGGCCUGUUGUGCACGCGUCUAGAGUGUGUGAGGAGGAGGCGUUGGGCGCCAAAGCUAAGGCAACCCCAAUAUUGACGAGCAAGCCAGGUGAGAGAAGGAGGAGUGCAGGU
Messenger RNA from Ilex paraguariensis (yerba mate), 181 nucleotides. The record is from the annotation of a GenBank genome assembly. Lineage: Eukaryota; Viridiplantae; Streptophyta; Magnoliopsida; Aquifoliales; Aquifoliaceae.